CGGACAGUCGUCACAUGGGCGUAGCGGCUUGAGGAAAACAAUCACAAAAAAUGUCUAAGCAACAGCCAGCUCAGUUUAUAAAUCCAGAAACUCCUGGCUAUGUUGGAUUUGCAAAUCUUCCUAAUCAAGUUCACCAAAAAUCAGUGAAAAAAGGUUUUGAAUUCACACUGAUGGUAGUUGGUGAAUCCGGUCUAGGAAAAUCAACUCUCAUCAACAGCCUGUUCCUUACUGAUCUCUACCUAGAAAGAAUCAUACCUGGAGCUGCAGAGAAAAUUGAAAGAACUGUCCAAAUUGAGGCUUCAACUGUUGAGAUUGAAGAGCGGGGAGUCAAGCUGCGCCUUACAGUUGUGGACACACCUGGCUACAGGGCUGCCAUCAACUGCAGGGACUGUUUUAAGACCAUUAUCUCAUACAUUGAUGAGCAGUUUGAACACUAUCUGCAUGAUGAAAGUGGCUUGAACAGGCGACAUAUCAUUGAUAACAGAGUGCAUUGUUGCUUCUACUUUAUUUCACCUUUUGGACAUGGAUUGAAGCCAUUAGAUGUUGUAUUUAUGAAAGCAAUACACAAUAAAGUGAAUAUUGUGCCUGUCAUCACAAAAGCGGAUACUGUCACUCUGAAGGAACGGGCGCGGCUGAAGAAAAGGAUUUUGGAUGAAAUUGAAGAACAUAACAUUAAAAUCUAUCAUUUACCUGAUGCAGAAUCAGAUAAAGAUGAAGACUUUAAAGAGCAGACUAGACUUCUCAAGGCCAGUAUCCCAUUCUCCGUAGUUGGAUCCAACCAGUUGAUUGAAGCCAAAGGCAAGAAGGUCAGAGGUCGCCUCUAUCCUUGGGGUGGUGAGGUGGAGAACCCAGAGCACAAUGACUUUCUGAAGCUGAGAACAAUGCUCAUCACCCACAUGCAGGACCUCCAGGAAGUGACCCAGGAUCUUCACUAUGAAAAUUUUCUUUCUGAGAGGCUCAAGAGAGGUGGCAGGAAAGUGGAGAACGAGGACAUGAAUAAAGACCAGAUCUUGCUGGAAAAGGAGGCUGAGCUCCGCCGCAUGCAGGAGAUGAUUGCAAGGAUGCAGGCGCAGAUGCAGGGUGGUGACAGUGACAGUGGGGCGCUUGGGCACCAUGUGUGAGGUGAUAUUUACAUGUUGAAACACUCUUGGAUAAAAUGAACACAUUCCAGAUGAGUGCUGCAACUGAGUUUUCUUGAAAUCCUUGGAAGGGUGCCUAUACAAAUAUUAAGUACCUGUGCCUGAGAAUCGGCCUACCUACCUUCGUACCUAUCUUUCUUUUAAAAAAAAAAAAAAACUCUGUGAUUUUGUAUGAAAUGCUUUUAACAUUUAUAUUUCAUUGCUAAGUUACAUUUUAUUUGUGAGGUGAACUCAUUUUCAUGUUUUUCCUCCGUAGCCACCAAUGUUACUAGAAUUCAUUACUAAGAAUUACUCAUUAUGUGUUGUUAAUACUGAAUUUCUUCAGUUUAGCCGGUCAAAGUAACUAAUCAAUGACAGCCACUCUCGAUUUAUAUCUAGAAGAUUCAGAUUUAACCCAUAAUGUUCCUGCAUGAAAAGCAUGUUCUCUCUGACAGAGAAGGAUAUGUGGUCUUGGUUCCAGGCCAUUUUCUUCUAAGUCCUACUGUAUGAAGACUCUCAAUCUUCCUUAGUUUUAUAUUUGUGCACAACACCUAAGACAAGUUUUGCUGCUAUAAUCCAAUUCUGUUACUUCAUCUGCAC
Messenger RNA from Perognathus longimembris pacificus (Pacific pocket mouse), 1718 nucleotides. RefSeq names its product septin-2-like. Gene Ontology annotation, cellular component: synaptic vesicle; microtubule cytoskeleton; cell division site. The record is from RefSeq and is a predicted model, not a curated record. Gene Ontology annotation, molecular function: GTP binding; GTPase activity; molecular adaptor activity. Gene Ontology annotation, biological process: cytoskeleton-dependent cytokinesis; cilium assembly; regulation of exocytosis. Lineage: Eukaryota; Metazoa; Chordata; Mammalia; Rodentia; Heteromyidae.